GAAAGAACACCUCCCAUAUGUCUCGCAACCAACCACCUUCUCGCAGCUUCAUCCCAUCGAACGCACAUCUAUCACCCUUGGACGAGCCUCGUAAUCCCCUAUCGAGUCCCCAACUUUUGCCACUGUUUGGCAUCAACAGAUCAUCAAGUUGCAGCUUCAUCCGGCAAGGACCUGAUCUGGCUGCGCGUUCUCCGCGCCUUAACCCUCGAGUCGUGGACAUGCUCGUCAAGGCAAGACAACAUGACAGAAAGAAAAAUGCAGCUAGAAGACUGGCUGGACGACCUGAGCACGCGGUUUAUACUGAACCUUCCCCUAGCAGACCUGUCUGAAGCCCAGCGGAUAUGCUUCCAUCUUGAAGAGGCACAAUGGUUCUACGAAGAUUUUAUCCGUCCCCUCGAUCCUUCUUUGCCGUCCAUGAACCUCCGCCGCUUCUGUGAACGAAUGUUUGCCCAUUGUCCCACACUCUCGACUUACACUCCAGAGGAACACAUGAAUGCCUUUGAGAACUUUCUUCAAUACAAGAGCCGCGUUCCUGUGAGAGGAGCCAUUAUGCUGAACGAAGCGAUGGAUUCAGCCAUACUGGUGAAGGGGUGGAAGAAAGGAGCCAACUGGAGUUUUCCGAGAGGCAAGAUCAAUCUCGACGAAGAUGACCUGACAUGCGCUAUACGAGAGGUUUAUGAGGAGACGGGAUAUAAUCUUGAAACUUCCGGUUUAGUGCCAGCAGACCGGAAUGUCAAAUACAUCGAGAUUACCAUGCGGGAGCAACAGAUACGGCUCUACGUCUUCAGAAAUGUUCCUAUGGACACAUAUUUUGAGCCACGGACAAGAAAAGAGAUUAGCAAGAUCGAGUGGUGGCCCCUUUCUGAGCUGCCGGCGUAUAGAAAGAAGGGUCGGCCAGAGCAACAGGAGAAUGUUGUGAGGGACAACAAGUUCUAUAAUGUUGCUCCAUUUCUCGUUCAACUUCGGAAAUGGAUUAUCGAGCAAAAGAAGCAAGACGCAAAGCGAAAUUCGAGAAAUCAGUAUCUGUCAGCCGCCGUCAGUCAUGACGAGCUUCAAACAGAGGAGGACCAAGGAACAGAGCCGACUGGCGCUGCUGGCCUCUACACAACCUCACCGCUCCCUACAUCGGAUCUCGAGCUAGACGAGAGGUCUUUGAGACUCCAACAGCAAGUUUUGCAAAUGCAACAGACCAAAGAGCCAGCAGGAAGAGGAGAUGCAUUGUUGGCUUUGCUGAAAAGCCCACCUAUGAAUUCGGACCAAGGCCCACCUCAAAAUUUUACACCCCAGACCCCUCUUGAACACACUCUAGACCAAGCUCCUAUGCCUCGAACUCCACAUCAUCAACACCCUCGCCCUCCCCAAUUCUCAACCAUGCAACCGCCGCCGACGUUUCCAAUCCAGACACAAAAUGAAACUUUCUCCUAUCAGCAACCCAGCUUUCAAAAUGACAGGCAGCCAGCUUACUCGAACCACGCGUACAACCAAAGUCGACAGCAGAUCCAGAAUUCCCAUGAAAAUCCACAUUCUUAUCAAUCGCAACACCUAGUCCAUCCACAACCUCUCCCACCUCACGUUCAGCCAGCUGUCUUUACAGGCGGACCUGUGCACAGUCCAAUGAUGCCUCCACCGGUUCCACAGCAGCCGCCACCCCAACUUACAUCUACACUCUCUGUGACAUUAAACAACCCCCAGUUUCCAGGCCUCCACGCACCCAUGAUUCCGCCAAUUCAGAGACAAACACCACCAAAGCUCACAGGACAUCACCUAAGUCUUCUCAAUGCUUUCAAGGGUAAAAAGGAUGACGCAAACGCAAACGGUAAUCCUUCGACAUCGAAUGACCUCCCACUACGACGGUAUGUGCAGGAACCAAUGCAUCCACCACAUUCACCACAUCCUCCACUGCAAGAAUUGCCUGGAGAUGCUUCCCGGACGCCUCCAGCGGCUAACCUGCCUCGCGUUGAUGAUCGGUUUUCAACCAAUGCGAGUUCAGGUCUUAUACCGAGCAUGAUUACACCAAGGCAGCCCCCCAGUGAUGAGCAGAGGUCAGCGUUACUUAGUAUAUUCAAAAGUCCUGCGAUUCCAGCGGCUGUCCCUGCUAUCCCUGUUGCUGCGACUGCCUUGCCCAUUAGCGCAACGCCAUCAGCAGUAGAAUUGUCUGCAGUGGAGCCACUUUCUCAAAACGCUGCGUCGACCUCUGCUCUUCUGAAUGACAAGAGGACACCAGGCCAUUCGACCAAGAACAGAAGCAUACCAGAAUCAAACCCAGAAGCCAAUCUACCUUUCAGAGCAUUAUCUAUUCCCCCUAGGCCUUCGGAAUUGAGCGAUAAUGAAGCACCUUUACGAAAUGGGUCCAGUCAUAAGGCACACACAAAAGCAAAUGGAGGGCAUCAUGCACGCAAUACCACAAGCCAGGCACCGGCCGCGAAGUCUCCAGAAAAGCCAUUCCAGCCGCAGAUUUUGAAGCGUCCACAGGCAGGGCCUUCGAAGGCUGUUGAGCCUUCUCCUCUUCCUCAAUCUGCAUUCCCAGCACUCUCACCACCAUCGACGGCUGUGCAUCCUGCUCAAACGGCCGAGCAUAGGCAGACGCUUCUUUCGCUCUUUGGAAAAGCUUCGACUCAACAAAAUCCUGUACCGAGGAUUCCAACCAGCAAUCCGACACCGCAGCAGCCGAUGGCUCCAGCAGCAAGUGUUUCAGUAAGGUCCCGUGUGGGAAGUCUUGCAUCAGGAGAGGCUCCAUCUCGUCGUGGAAGCCAGGCUCCAAUAUCACCUGCAGACAAAAGCUUUUUACUCAAUUAUUUGGGAGCUGUAACUAAGUAGGUGCUGCAGUCGCUUUGAGGCGCACAUUGAUUUAUCUAUGAUGGUUGCAUCAGAGAGGAAAAGUAUGUUGAAUGAUUUCUUAAAUUAUAGGGACAUGUUGAGAUACCAUGGGGCGGGAAUUGGCAUUGAAAGGGCAUUUUGCAGCGGCUAGCUUGGUAUUUCGCGGGCUUUGGGGAGGAAGAGGACAUGAGUCAAUGAAUUGGGACAACCUAGCAUACAUGGAAUAGUGCCCGACAUGACAAUGACUUAAAGAAAUUUCACCUCCAAU
This is a messenger RNA of Hyaloscypha bicolor E, 3085 nucleotides long. Its product is annotated as DCP2-domain-containing protein. The transcript has 2 exons. The coding region runs from base 241 to 2817 and encodes 858 amino acids. Gene Ontology annotation, biological process: nuclear-transcribed mRNA catabolic process, nonsense-mediated decay; deadenylation-dependent decapping of nuclear-transcribed mRNA. Gene Ontology annotation, molecular function: 5'-(N(7)-methylguanosine 5'-triphospho)-[mRNA] hydrolase activity; RNA binding; manganese ion binding. Lineage: Eukaryota; Fungi; Ascomycota; Leotiomycetes; Helotiales; Hyaloscyphaceae. The record is from RefSeq and is a predicted model, not a curated record. Gene Ontology annotation, cellular component: P-body; cytoplasm.